Culex pipiens pallens (northern house mosquito) is the source of this 1575-nucleotide messenger RNA. RefSeq lists its product as uncharacterized. The record is from RefSeq and is a predicted model, not a curated record. Bases 293 to 1306 code for a protein of 337 amino acids. NCBI's taxonomy places the organism in Eukaryota, Metazoa, Arthropoda, Insecta, Diptera, Culicidae. The transcript is spliced from 10 exons.
UACGAGCUGUCUUCCGGAUGGCCAGCACUGAUCUGUCAAAUUUGGACUUAGAAAAAAUUCGAGCAACGUAGCAUUCGGUUCGGUAUUCAACGUAUUCUAAACAGAGCAACAAGUGAAAAGCCAUGUAUCUAGACCCAAUGGAUUCUAAAAUAUUGGGAGUAUACUGCAGUGGAAAUUUUUCAUUUGACCAAGAAAGCAUACAACUUGAAGCUGAUGCGAUUAUGAAGGUUCAGCAUUUAAAUCUUGGUUCUUUAUUUGGAUUCAUUGUGAUACUACACUCGAGUAGCUGUUAAUGAGCUCGUACCAGCAUGAAUUUCUUAAAAAAAUCCAAAAUGGUGCUAAUUCACCAACGCCAUCAACAUCAAAACGCCCUACAAAAAACAACAAACCAAACACAAAGUCUUCUGAAACUUACCCCAUUAAUGUGCAGAAAAUACUACAUUUAAACGAAACAGGUUCUACCUCUUCGCAACACACAGUCGCGCCUAUUUCAUUGGAACAACACUCGGAAAAUGAAGCUACCAUAACUCCGAAAAAAACUAAAUUACACCAGCAAUCACAAACUUAUGAGAUGUCAGCAAAACUCCGUAAAAUUGAGGAAACCGGUGAUAGUAUUUCCCCGUCACUGUCUACGGAUACAGUUACGACUGCGAUGGGACAAAUUGCUAUUGAAAAUUCUGCUGCUUUGAGCCCUCCUGAAAUAUUUGGAAAAACCCCAGAAACCCAUUCCGAACCAACCUUCAUGCAGUUAAUCCUGCAAAAGCUUGAUAAUAUCGAACAAAGCGCAGUUCGCAAAGAACAGAUCGACCGAGAACUGCUCGAUGUGAGCAUUAAGACCAAAAAUAAGGUUAGCAGGCUUGAGAAGGACAUGGUUACGAUAAAAAAGGAGCUGGCGGAUAUCAAACGCAAUCGUGGCCAACGGAACGAAAACCUUCUCCCAAUAACAAGCGAAGAGUACCUCAAUCAGAUCGAGGAAAACUUUGCGGAAUACGAGGAGGACCUGCGUAAAUUGUUUGAAAGCAUCCCAUCGGUAUCUGCCUACGGACUGUACCGGCAUUUUUGCGACCCGUUGUUGGACCAUCUGCCCAAAUAUAAUAUGACGGGCAAGAAGGCCCCGAAUACGACGAAGCCAGAAAUUGAACCAAAAGGAGCUGAACAUUUGAACAUUUUUAAGCUCUUGUUGUCUGUCGGAAUCAACAGACACGGCUUGGACUUAGACGCGGGUCGUAAAGACAUGAUUAAAGCCUUCAAGACUUAUUAUGAUGCAGUUGAUAUGCGAUUGAAAAAAUUAAAUGCUAAGAAGUAACCCGUUAUUCUUGAAAUAAACUCGUUGUUACGUUCAAACAUAAAAUAAAAAUGUAACCUUCUAAGUAUAAGAAAACUACUCGUGUUUUUUUGCGUCAAUUUUUCAAAUGAUUAGUGUAAAUUGUUUUUCUCACUUUAGUCGAUUACGAGCAGUGGGGCCACGCGGUCGUUUGCGGGAAUAAUCUGAGUUUUAGCGUCUAUUUUUUAAGUGAAUAAUGUAAAUUGCUUUUCCCUCAUUAGUCAAUUACGAGCAGUUGGGCCACGCGGUCG